Molecule: messenger RNA, 646 nt
Organism: Ceratina calcarata
Lineage: Eukaryota; Metazoa; Arthropoda; Insecta; Hymenoptera; Apidae
Exons: 3
Source: RefSeq, a predicted model, not a curated record
UUCGAGCUCGUGAAUACUGAUUGCACUUAGGAAAUGAUCUGUGAUUUGUUCAUAGAUGAGGAGGGAGUCUACAAGCCUGUACCGGCACCGAAAUCGGCACCGACCACUCAGAAUAAUAACAACCAAAGCUUGCAACAACAGGAACCGAGGGCGGUUGGCCUAGAGGGUAACGUGGCCGGGCUGGAAUCGAAGCAGAACCGGGUUCGAGAUUCCGGGCACAAUAUUGCACCGGAAUACAGGAUGCCACCGCUCUACGGGGAAGAGCAGAGCUCGAAUCAGACUCAGCAGGCCAGCUUGCAGACUCACAGCAGCAAAUUUCCGAUAGAACGGGAGGUAGUUCUGUCGUCGGGUGACAAGAAUUCCAAGAUACCAAUUCUUCACGAGUACAAACAGAGGACGGUAGGAAGAGUCGCCAUCGCGCCGGAUGCACCGAUCAAGCAACAAGCUUGGGUUCAAGAGAAGAAGGAACAGGACCAAGUGUACGUACCCAAUCAGGAGAACCAAGAAGCGGAAGGCACGUCGUCCUCGGUCGCUAAGAGGAUCGAGGAGUUGCAGAAACGAGCCGAGGAGAGUCAUUACAACGCAAAAGCGUCGAAGGACGGCGUGGAAUCUGAUAGAACUUGUCCCGGUGGGAAAAUUGCGUUAG